This is a messenger RNA of Cladocopium goreaui, 2217 nucleotides long. The record is from the annotation of a GenBank genome assembly. Lineage: Eukaryota; Dinophyceae; Suessiales; Symbiodiniaceae.
UCCCGUGCAAAUUCGCUGGCGAGUUUGCAACAUUCUCGGCUCACAGCGUUGUUUCAAAAUUGCUGUUCAGCGUUGGUGCUAUGGAGUUGUUGAAGCUUUGGAAAAAGUGGCAAGGCGCCCCAGAUUCUGACAACGAUCAGCCUGGGGAGGAAACAGAGCACCUGCAGCGUGCGCUUGAAAGGAUCGAGCGAGAUUCCAUCCGGUAUAAACAAAGUGUUACAAAGCCUUGGCUUGGCAAGAAUGGCGAGGUGCUGUGGUCCAAGAAUCGAAUUUGCUUGGCAAAGUUUGUGGUGAGCCAAAGCUUCGAGACCUUCAUGGGGCUGGUGAUUUUUGCAAACCUGGUGCUUACAAUCGUUGAGACCAAUUCUGUUGCAGCUUGCUAUCCGGAGUAUGCCCAACAGCUUGAAACCUGUCCACAACGAACUAGUGCGCAAUCAUGGCUACUUGUUUGCACCAUCGUUUUCCAAGUGAUCUACACUAUGGAGUGUGCGUUGCGAGCCUAUGUUGACCGCCAUAACUUUCUUUGGAACAAAUGGAAUCAAAUCGACCUGUGGAUCACCAUUCUUGGGUGGGUAGGAGUUGCCCUGUCAUCCUUGGUGCAUCUGAAUAUCUUGAGAAUUCUCCGAGUCGUGCGAUUGGCCCGAGUAGGACGCCUUGUGAUUUCAGUCCCAGAGUUGUACAUUCUGUUGAGCGGUUUGACAACGUCAUUCAAGCCUAUUCUUUUCGGCUCCAUCAUGCUCAUAUCUGUGAUUUUGGUUUGGUCCGUUGUUGUGGUCGAACUUCUCCAUCCGAUCGCGUCCCAGCUUGAUUUCAGAAAUUGCCCAAACUGCCACAUGGGAUUCAGCGGUGUUUACACAGCCUGGCUGACCUUGUUUUCCCAAAUUGUGGCCGGAGAUUCGUGGGGUCUAAUCUCACUGCCGCUUGCGAAAGCAGAACCCUGGACCACGCCAAUCCUGUUCUUCAUCAUGAUGACGGUCUCUCUGGGAGUCAUGAACUUGAUUUUGGCAGUCAUUGUUGAAAAGGCCGCGGAAGCUCGGGAGAAUGAUCAGGAGAGGAAGCUAAAGCAAGCUGAUCAGCAAAGACAGAAGGACAUGGUCGAACUGGCGGUGCUGUGUGAUCGGAUGGACAACGAUGGCAGUGGUGCUUUGUCCCUUCAAGAGAUGCUAGAUGGCUUCGACUAUGACUUAGAUUUCCAAAAGGUGAUGGCACGAAUGGACAUCGAAAGAUCAGAGGUGGAGACGUUGUUCAAAGCUUUAGAUGCCGAUGCGUCGGGGGAGUUGGACUUUCUGGAAUUUUGCUAUCAUUUGGGUAGCUGCAAAAGGAGAGAUCCAUUGAUGCUCUCUGCUUUGACCAGGUAUGGCGUGAUGGAAGUGAAGACUUUGAUCCAUAGCGAAGUUUCCAAGGCUUUGGAAGAACAGAGGCAGAUGCUUCAAGACCAGCUGGAACUCCUUUCCCACAUCCCGAGCUGUGAACAAGCUGCGAAGCAGCUCCGACAGAAACGCUUGGAAAAGGCGUGUGAUGGUUCCGACAGCGGGCAGCAUGGGAAGCAUGUGGGAAACGAUGAAAGCGCCAAGCCCGUGCCAAAGCAGCACGCGCGGCGCACACAGCACCAGCAUCAGGUGCAGCGCAUCCAGAAGUUGCGGGCCACAGUCCGAGAACACAGGCAAUCCUUGAAAGCGACCGAAGAAACGGGAGAGACGGAGCAAAAGAUGUCUCAAACUUUGCCUGCUGGGUCCAUCGGGCUCACUGUGCAACCCGCUGAGAGGCUUGGGUCCCUUCGAAGCGUUGAAACCAUCUCGGAUUCUUUGUCGGCAAGUUGCAAGUUUUACGAGACCAUGCAGAGCCAACUCGAGUCCUUGAUGCUGACGAUAGAACAACUCAGGGCAGACGUCCCGCAAGGACCUGCAGCUAGUUUGAAGCCCACCAGUCCCGUCGGUCAUGAGCCUGAAUCGGCGACCCAGGUGAUGCGGGUGACCCAGGUCACACCGGAUGCAAUAGAAGUAGAUUCCCGUUAUGAUGAGCUGCAGCGCGAAGAGGAGGCGCUACAUGCUAAGUGCAGAAGUCUCAUCAAUUCCAUUGCGCUUUCCCUGGGUGAGCCUCAUGUGGCCAGGGAACAUGUCCGAGUAUGACAGCAGCGACAUGCAGCGAUGGCCCAGGAACUCUGUUGCUGUGGUAGUUGUUACUUUGGUUUCACAAUGAAAGUCAUAUUCGUUGGUU